AUGACAAGUAGCAACUCAAAUGCGACGACUCAGCGUAUGGCCACACAAGUAGCAGUGACGGCAGCCGGUGCUGCUUUGGCUUACUAUAUUGGUUCUCGUAACAAGGAUGAAAAACGUGUGGCAUCGAAGCGUCGUGCUAAAGCGAUGGCAAAGGCGAUGACAGCAGCAGUGCCUUCGGAUCUGGAACGCCACAAACUCACGUCGGUAGUGGUGCGUGUGCCUGCUACGACAGCUAAUAUGGGCCCAGGAUUUGAUACGAUUGGAAUGGCAUUAGAUAUAUGGACAGAGAUAUCUGUGGAUGUAGCGGAACAUCUGGACUAUGAUGACCUGUCGUCGAACGCGAGUCGCGUGGUGCUUACGAAUGAAGGGGAAGGCGCGAAAGAGCUGCCCACGGAUGAGAGUAACCUAGUAAUUGUGGGUAUUAAGGCCGCAUUUGAAGCUGCAGGUGAGGAGCUACCACGUUAUAUCAAGGUGCACUGCAAGAAUCGUAUCCCAUUCGCCCGUGGACUAGGUAGCAGCUCCGCUGGUAUUGUUGGUGGACUCAUUGCUGGACUUGCUUUAGCUGGUAUGCGCUUGCCAGUUCACGGACACGAAGAGCUUUUGCAACUGGCUUCUGAGAUCGAAGGCCACCCUGACAACGUGGCACCUGCAAUCUACGGUGGCCUGCAGCUUGGUAUCUUUGCCGACAAUCGCUGGUAUUCCUCGCGUGUUCAAAUGCCAGAUGGUCUGCAGUGCGUCGUGUUCAUCCCUGACUCGACGGGUCCCACGAGCGUGGCACGCGCCAUUUUGCCGCCCAACGUGCCUCGAAAGGACGCCGUGUUCAAUAUUGGCCGUGCUGCUAUCUUCGUGAACGCAUUCCGAUCGGGGAACCUCAAUGAGCUUCGAUUCGCCACGCAGGACAUGUUGCACCAGCCUCAGCGUGGUGCUGCGCAGUACCCGCACCUUGAACCGCUCAUCAAGGCCGCCCUGGGAGCUGGCGCCCACGGCUGCUUCCUCAGUGGUGCUGGACCCACCGUCCUGGCCAUUACUAGUGGCCGCGCUGGCGACAUCUUCACGCAGCAGCUGGCUGAGCGCCAAGAGAACAAGGUCGCCAUCGCCAUGCGUGAAGCUGCCGCUGUCUUGGGCGUUCCUGGAUGUGUAUUCAUCACUAACCCAGAACACCGUGGUGCCUUUAUUGUGCGUGCAGAGCCACGCUUCUCGGACCGCUCCGUUGCGCGCUAUGAAGGUGACAUUGCCGACUUAUAG
This is a messenger RNA of Peronospora belbahrii, 1245 nucleotides long. The record is from the annotation of a GenBank genome assembly. NCBI's taxonomy places the organism in Eukaryota, Oomycota, Peronosporomycetes, Peronosporales, Peronosporaceae.